UCAGCGACUUAUAGCAGAACUGUGGCGGACAUUCUGACACUGGGGGGGAACUGACUUUGUGUCACUGACAUCCCCAGUGACACCAAUACAGUGAUCAGUGCUAAUCAAAAUCACUGACACUGUACUAAUGGCACUGGGCAGGAAGGGGUUAACAUGUGGAGCGAUCAAAGGGUUAACAGUGUGCUGUUUUACUAGGGGCGGUGUGUUGGUGCUUCACUGUAAGCACGCUGCUUUGCAUGGCUGUGCUGUGCACAGCCAUGCAAAGCAGUGCGCAGGAGCUGGCAAGGGAGAGAACUGUUUUGUUUACAAAUCGUUCUCCCCUCCUGAGAUUCUCAGCAGUAACCGGGCACCAGCAAAUAAU
Molecule: messenger RNA, 361 nt
Organism: Staurois parvus
Lineage: Eukaryota; Metazoa; Chordata; Amphibia; Anura; Ranidae
Source: the annotation of a GenBank genome assembly